GGCCGCUGGGCUGGCGCGAGAGACCGCAGAGUUCCCGCGGGGCUUUGAAGAAGUGCCCGCCACCGGCAUGAGCGGCCGAAGUAGGGGUAGUAAGUCCUCUCGCGCCAAAAGCCGAGGCAAAGCCCGCGUCAGAGCCCGAAUCCGUGCUGCUCCUGACGACUCCUCGCGCGAUCCAGACUCUCCAGUCUGCCAGGGGCUCCGGGAGGAAACCAAGUCCACACAGGUGCAGGCUGGCGCGGGUUGGGGUGGCCUUGAAACCGCUGCGCCCGCGCAGCCCCGCCGCCCCGGGGAGGGGGAUGCCUCCCGGCUCCCCUUGGACUGUGGCCUCGCGCUCAGGGCCCGAGCUGCGGGGGAUCUCGAGCAGGUGACAACCAGGGCCGGGUCGGGGAAGGCCCCAUCUCUCUCGGAGCGCCUGGAAACAGACACUGUCUUCGUGGGAACCGUGGGAACCGUGGGAACUGUGGGAAGGCCAAGGAAUGGUCCCCGAGUUGGAAAUCGGCGUGGUCCUACUAGGAAGAAGUCCCCAGAAACCUGUAGCACAUUGGGGAGGGGUCUUCAGGCAAUAACUAGUGGGAAGGCAAUGAAAGGGACAAGUGGGGAGUGUGCCUCCAGCUCGGUCGGGGAAGAAAAGAAAAUGGAGAAGGAUGCAGGGUUAGCCCCCCCUGCAACAGAUGGCAGCAUGGAUACGCUGGAGACCGUCCAGUUGAAGCUGGAGACCAUGAAUGCCCAGGCAGACAGGGCCUACCUUCGGCUUUCCCGCAAGUUUGGGCAGUUGUGACUGCAGCACUUAGAGCACAGGAACCUCCUCAUCCAGAAGAUCCCGGGCUUUUGGGGGCAAGCCGUUCAGAAUCACCCCCAGCUAUCAACCUUUCUGAGCAAACAAGAUAAAGAGGUACUCAGCUACUUGACUAGCUUGGAGGUGGAAGAGCUUGGCCUCGCCAGAUUGGGCUACAAGAUCAAGUUCUACUUUGGCUGCAACCCCUAUUUCCAAAAUAAGGUCCUCAUCAAGGAAUAUGGAUGUGGCCCUACAGGUUAGGUUGUGUCUCGAUCUACUCCAAUCCAGUGGCUCCCAGGCUGUGGUCUCCAGUCCAUAAGUCAGGAGAACCCAGACAAUAUCCGUAGCUUCUUUGGGUGGUUUUUAAACCAUAGCUCCAUUGAAUCUGACAAGAUUGUUGAGAUAAUCAACGAGGAACUGUGGCCCAGUCCCCUGCAGUACUACCUUAUGAGUGAUGGGACCCUUGGAGAGAAAGGAAAGGAGGAGAGGCCAGGUCCAGCCAUGCAGCCGAUCCAGUCCUCUAAGCCAGGGGCAAACCAGUCCAACUAAUUCUGCACAAGUCUCCCUACUACCUCCUGCUGGACCUGUGCCUGGCUAAUGACAUGUGUGUUUGGCCAUCUGCCUUCUCUUCAUGUUGGCCUCUGUGCGCCGUAGUCCUUUGGAACUUCAGUGCUCUCAUCUAUGAGAAUAUGGCCUUUAUGAUCAUGUUCUUUCCCCUCCAUGUGGCCUUCAUCCUUAUUUACAUUACUGUCACAUGUUAUGUGGUCUCACCCAUACUGUUACACGCCAAGCACAUGGUUUCAGAUGUGUGCUGCCUUUGUCUCUUUAUCUGCAUUGUCUGGAUCCUUUUCUUGGCUCUGGCCUUUCCCACUGGCCUGUCUUUAACAUGGACACUUGUCAGUAAUUCUCCAGGAGGAUCAGUGCAUCCUCAAGCUCUGAUAUUUCAGGGCCAGUGACUCGCUGGAGUUUGUGUUCAUGCUGGCCAUGCAUACCACCUAUGUCAAACUUCUCUAUUGCCACUGCAAAAUGAAGCCAGUGCACAUGGUAUUGGCCAUCAAUCAGAAUGAGUUCCAUGGCUCUGGGGUCACCAGUCUGGUGCCACCGGUUUGGUCUCUGGCUUCGGCCAGGGGCUCAUGCUACCCACCUUGCUGGGCAUGCAGCAACUGGGCAUGGAUGAGGUUAAGGGUGAAACGUAGUAUGCUGGGUGUUCUACACCAUUAUGCCUCUUUUGUUUAUCCUCUGGGCCCUUCUCCUGGUGAACCUUUGUCAAAGCCCUCACCAUACCCCAUCACUCUCAAGCUGUGGAGUAUUGUCUAGGUUGCUGUCAGCCCCAGUUGGCUUCCUGGUCAAGGACUGCAAGAACUGCCUGAGGACCCAGGCCCCCUGCCAGUGCAUGAGACACACUUGCUCUCCUCAGCCUUCCAGGAACCCUGCUGGCUGCCAGAGUGAUGGGCGGGUUGGGAUGUGAGUGUAUGUGCUCACUGCCAUCAUGCUGUGACUCCAGGCAUGGCCUGGUGUGUGUGGAAGAUCAAUGCUAUAUGCUGCUUGUUUUGCCUCUAAGUAAAAUCUUAACACUCUCCCCAUUUUUUUCUUAAUGGGGAAAUUGAACUGUACAGGUUUGCUUUUUUGUGUGUUUUUAAUUUAAAUUUUGGCUGUUUAUUUUGGACAUUUUCCAACACGUACAGAAGUGGAGAGGAUGGUAUAUGGACCUCUGUGUGACCAUCACCUAACUACAUCACUUAUCAAUUAUGAUCAACCUUGUUUCAUCUGUAUCUCUCUCUGACCUCCCACCCUCUCUGGAUUGUUUAUGGAGAGUCCGGGACAUUGCCAAUUUCAUUGUGACUACUUUGGGAGAAUGGCACUCUCUUUUUGGUGGUAAUAGUGGUUGGGUGCAUUAUAAUUAUCACUGCAGGUCUGCUUUUUGCUUUUAAUGUUAACUUAUGAGGUUCCACAGAUAGGCCUUAAACAUGCAAGUCUUCAUAAUUAACAAGGGGUCUCAAACAUAGAUGGAGAUGCUCCCUUUCCCCUGUAUCCAAACAGGAAAGAAUGACUGUUCUAUUGUCAAACUCUUUAAAAGACUGGUAUGAUAAGGUGCUUAAUUGAGGCCCUUCACCAGAAUAUCAAUUUUUUGUUUUCUGUGUAAUAUGGAGACUUGUAUGACUGUUAGGACUGUUAUCAAAUUGUCCUGGUCUCUCUCAAUAGAACUCUGGUUUUAUAUUACACCUCUGGUCUUGGAGGUGUAAUUUGGAAAUUGUUGCUUUCUUCUAUGAAAUUGACCUUCAAAAUGUAAUAUGUAACUGGUUGUCUUUCUUGAUAAUUUGCCCUGAUAAUAAUGUAAUUAUUUCUGUAUUCUUAAUCAAUAUAAAUAGUUGUAAGCUUGCAUGCAUGAUGGAAAAAUA
Choloepus didactylus (southern two-toed sloth) is the source of this 3174-nucleotide messenger RNA. RefSeq names its product TSPY like 5 (gene TSPYL5). Gene Ontology annotation, molecular function: histone binding; chromatin binding. NCBI's taxonomy places the organism in Eukaryota, Metazoa, Chordata, Mammalia, Pilosa, Megalonychidae. Gene Ontology annotation, biological process: nucleosome assembly. Gene Ontology annotation, cellular component: nucleus; chromatin. The record is from RefSeq and is a predicted model, not a curated record.